Aricia agestis (brown argus) is the source of this 1892-nucleotide messenger RNA. RefSeq names its product protein TAPT1 homolog. Gene Ontology annotation, biological process: positive regulation of cilium assembly; maintenance of protein localization in endoplasmic reticulum. Bases 121 to 1860 code for a protein of 579 amino acids. NCBI's taxonomy places the organism in Eukaryota, Metazoa, Arthropoda, Insecta, Lepidoptera, Lycaenidae. The transcript is spliced from 10 exons. Gene Ontology annotation, cellular component: ciliary basal body; endoplasmic reticulum membrane. The record is from RefSeq and is a predicted model, not a curated record.
UGUCAUUUUAGUGAAAAAGAUUGCGAAAAACUGCAAUAAAAAUUCUUUUUACUUAAUUUUAACGUGCAACUAGAAAUCGGAAAUGAUUUGAUUUAACGAUAACAAAAAUAUCUGUUUAUCAUGACAAUAAAAAAUGAAGAAUCACAAGACAGAACCAAGAGGUUACGUUUUAAGAGUGUAACAAAUGUACAACAUUAUGCGAGUGAGAACAUUGUUAAAAAAGAGAUGAAAAAUAAAGAAAAUGAUAAAAAUGCCUCUCUUUUCACAUUCCUACACGUCGAGCUUACGCGAGGAUAUUUGCUUGAACAUGACGAAGAGAGGUUCUCAGCGAGGAGAGAAAAAGUAUAUUCUUUUAUCAAAAUUCCGCAAGAGCUGGAAAAGUUUAUGGCUUACGGAUUUUUUCAAUGCGCAGACUCCUUGUUGUUUGUUUACACAUUUCUUCCUUUGAGAUUUCUCAUGGCGUUCUGGUCAUUUUUUAAUAGAGUAUUUAGGCGAUGCUUUGGGUACUCACACCCUAAAAGAAGUAUACUUAAACCUGCAGAGACCUGCGAUGUACUGAAAGGUUUUAUUCUCCUAGUCUGUAGUAUCCUAAUGUGCUAUAUCGACACUAAUAUGAUGUACCACCUGGUUAAGAGUCAGAGUGUGAUGAAGCUGUAUAUAUUCUACAAUAUGUUGGAAGUCGGAGACAGGCUAUUUUCUGCCUUCGGUCAGGAUACAAUUGAUGCUCUAUUUUGGACAGCUACGGAGCCAAGAGGCAGGAAACGUGAGCACUUGGGUGUGAUUCCACAUCUGAUUUUUGCUAUGAUUUAUGUCUUUCUUCAUAGCUUGUUAGUAUUGUUUCAGGCCACAACACUCAAUGUAGCUUUCAACUCCAACAAUAAAAGUCUGCUAAUUAUAAUGAUGUCUAAUAAUUUUGUAGAAUUAAAAGGCAGUGUGUUCAAGAAGUUUGACAAGAACAACCUCUUCCAAGUUUCGUGCAGCGAUGUGCGGGAACGACUACACUUGUCCGUUCUGCUGUUUAUUGUUGUUCUGCAAACUAUGAAGGAGUAUGUAUGGAAAGAAGAGAGAUUUUGGAUUUUAGCACCAGACUGUGUUCUCGUAUUGGCCUUUGAAGUUAUUAUAGACUGGGUGAAACAUGCUUUUAUUACAAGGUUUAACGAGAUCCCGUAUGGAGUGUACCGCGAGUACACAGUGAGUUUGGCGUACGACGUCGCUCAAACGCGUCAGAAGUAUGCCUUCAGUGAUCACUCUGAUUUGGUGGCGAGACGAAUGGGCUUCAUACCACUGCCCCUUGGUGUCGUCAUUACGAGAGUCCUUGUGCAUGCCGUCAAAAUCGAUGGAUUUGCGGCAGUGCUCCUGGUGUUUUUGGCGUACAUAUGCUUGAUCUCCAUACGUGUGCUUGUAUCUGUCGUGAUUCUGGGCAAAGCCUGCGACUUGAUCUCACAGCAUCAGAACGACAAAAGUGACAGUCAUCAUACAACUCCUAAAAAGGAACCAAAAGAGGUGAAGGAGACAGUUAUGCAUAAAAACACUGACGAUGAAAGUGCCGAUAAAAAGCCCAUACAUUUGAAAUUUGUUGCGCCAGACAAUGUGAUUAUAAACGAGCCAUUGGUAGACUCGUCAGUAGGUGCGGCGGCCAUUUUCUCCAAUAGCGCCAUAGACCUCAACGGCGUGUGCUUCUUGAAUGACACAAUGAACACGCAAGUCAAACAGGAGCCUAUCGACUACAUAGAGACAGAAAUGGGCGAGGUGAGCCGCAGCGUGCCGGACAUAGCGGCGCCGGCGCCCGAGCCGCGCGCGCCCGACGACACGCUCAAACGCCGCGCCGAGUCCGAGCCCAACCUCGCCAAGGACGACUAGAGAUAUAUUAUUUAUUAUACUUUUUCUACAAC